Messenger RNA from Dendronephthya gigantea, 1055 nucleotides. RefSeq lists its product as uncharacterized. The record is from RefSeq and is a predicted model, not a curated record. The transcript is spliced from 3 exons. Lineage: Eukaryota; Metazoa; Cnidaria; Anthozoa; Malacalcyonacea; Nephtheidae. The coding region runs from base 204 to 1055 and encodes 283 amino acids.
GGCGGGCACACAGAAAAACGAAAAAUCCGUGCACACAUGUGUGUUCUUCUUGCCGCCCGGUGGAAAUAAAUUUAAAAAUAUGGUCAGUUAGUGGCUAGUUUUCAAAAAAUCAAAACCAUAGAAUUUACCAGCUCUGGUUAAAGUUCAAUAAAAGAUGAGUUCAUGCUGAUCAAACAUUAUAAUCAUUCCAUAUUUUCUUGCGAAUGAUGUGUUCUGACAAAGCUGCAUCAUGGAAGCGAUUCCCAAUUGGCGAACUCGCGAGGAAGCGAAAACUUUUGAAAGAAAAUUACAUUGCAGCUGAUGUUAAACGUGCAGAAUUGGCAAACGAACUAGAUUCUGUUCAACAUGACAUUGAUAAAAUGUCGAAAAGGAUUGAUCGCCAUCAAGAGAAGUUAGCUGAUCUAAGUCUAAGUGAGAAGGAGUUGUCUGAAAAACGAAGGCGACUCGAACCAAAAACAUUUGCAGGCUUUUCAAAAAGGAAGGAAACAAUGAGACAGAUGACACCAUCAAAGUUAUGUGCUGACAACUCUGAGAAGCUAUGCUUGGAAAUACCAGUAAGGUCUGCCCAAAGAAGACGUAAAGAAACAUUAGACGCCUCUAAAGUUAUUCAUGGAAGCAGUGAAGGUGAAAAAGCUGCCCUUGAUGGUUUAUGGGUGACAUUCAUCAAUGAAUGUUCCAGAAAACAACUCCAUUCAUAUGUUGAGGCAUCACCCAAAAUGCAAAAGAUUAUUCCAAUGGUAGUUAAAACCAAAACUAAAGAGUAUGAAGAGAGUCACAGUAACUUGGUAAGAAGCUUGAAAGUCCUUUACACAAAAGGACUUCUCUCAAAGGAAAAAUACAAAGCUAUAUGUCGAAGCAUUAUUUCAGUACCAUGCACAGAAUCAUCUCCUUCAGUGAGCAGUGCAAAACUUGUAUAUUAUGAUAAGCUUAUUGCAUUUGUUAAGUCUGUCGACAUUGACAAUAUCAAAAACUUUUCUAAUGACUUCUGUCAAGGCUUAGAGGCCUUUGAAGAUCCAGUCAGUGGGUCUUAUAGAGAUUUGUGUAGUUACCUUUAG